UCGUGAUUGUACUGUAAUUUGUUUAUAUCUUUCAGUCGAUUGUCGAUGUCAAAUGUUGUCACGACUCACAAUAAAAAUCAAUAAAACUCGAUAGCGGGACUGUUGUUUAAUUUCAUGAAGAGGAUAGCGGUUAUUUAAAAAUGCUUAUGAAACGGAAUAUACUUGAAUGUAUUACGAUUGUUUCGUGUAGUACUGCUACAAUUUGCACAUUGCUUAACUAUGCAACUAAUAUUUCGCCACUAACCGGUUGGUGGUUCAUAAUUUAUACCUUAUUCCUAUUUAUCUUCUCAGUAAUUUUCAGUUUUAAAGUCAUUCAAUGGAUUUUACAUUUAAAUAAGCCCAUAAAAUACGAUAUAGAAAAUAUUGCGGAUAAAUAUCCUUUCGCACAUUUAAUUGCGAAUGUAUUGCCUAAAAUCCCAAAGAAAUCAAAACCUGCAGAGGUGAAGGAGUAUGACACCAACGAGAUAAGUGUUAUAACAACUGUACUUGAAAGGAAGUUGGUGUCAUCAUGGUACAUCCAUUAUAUUUCACAGGAAAUAAGUUUCCCAUUUGCAUGCAAACAAUUGCUAGAUCAAAUGGUCAGCAAAGCCUUCCAGAUAUGUAACAAGAUUGAAACCAAAGAUGUAUAUGUGCACAUUUGCGCGGUGCUAGUAAGCCAUAUAAAGGAAUACAAGAAAGCCAUCAAAAGACAGGAAAAGACACCAUCCGAGAGCAUAGAAACAUUGUAUAAAAAGUCACAUCCAAUCUUUGACACCAAGUGUAGAAAAACCUUGACUGCAGAUCACUGUAUUAACAUAAUAAGGAUCAUUUUAAAAGAACUAGUCCCUUGGGAGUUGUGGGACACACCCAAUUCCGAACUUCUCAUAAGGAUUUUAGCCAAGAAACUUGAUACAUUCAUAGACACCACAAUAGCUGAUCCAAUCUGGUUAAAUAAUGAGAUAUUGGCACUUUUAACUAGUUCUUCAAGUGCUAAAUCUACUGAUGGAAAUACAGAAGCACCAAACAAACCUGAAUGCCCUGAUGGUGCUAAAGAUAUAAAUGACAUAGAAGCUAAAGUUGAAGAACCAGAAGAUGUAGGUGAUGUUCCAAAAAGUGAUAGUGUCAUAGAACCUGCCAAGAAAGAGGAGAUCAAAAAUGAUAAGUGUGUAGAAGAAAAAGAGAUAGCGCCUAUUUCAGAGCCCGUGGAGAUAAAGCCCGUGCUCAGGCAGAGACGGGGCAGACAGGGCAAAAAUGAAGUUAAAAUAUAUGACAGAAUCAUCGAGGGUAAGCUGGAAAGUAGUGUUAAAACCUGGGAAACAGAUAUGGAUCUUCAGUGCAUCAGCAUGGGUCAGGAUCUAUUGGCCAGUUUGGACGAGCUGACCCUCAGUCGCCUGUGGGGACAUGAGGAUACUGAGCAUAGCCCUAAUCUACGAGCUGCAUCACCACAGCCAUUGUGGUUUGGUGAAGAAGACGCAAUAGAAUUAGACCCUGAGCCACAUAAAGAAACGAAAAGCAGCCCUAAGGCUACGGAUGCUCUACUCAAAGACCUGCAAAGCACAGUCCACCAAGCCAAGACAAAGAUUGGAGACCUACAGGUCCCGUUGCACGUAGAUGUCAAGCAUUCCAGUGAUGAAGCAGCUGGUAUGAUGGAAGGUCUCUUUGACAAAGGGAUCGCUGGAAUUAAGAAAGGUCUGCGCUUCACAGGACUAAGCGAUGACUCAAUGGAAAAAUCGCCCUCACAUAACAGCAGAGACAAAAGUGAUAAAGCAUCCCCACCGGAAACAUACAAACAGAAGGGCAGACUUGAGAUGAUCACCGAGCACAGGGAUAUUAAGGAUGUCAACUCUACUCAUAAAGAUGACGGCAACUCGGUGCCACCGCUUGUUAAACAGCAACGUGUCACGUCACAGGACAGUACGAUGCAGAGCAAGCCAAAACUGGAACAGCAGCCGUUCAGUUUGUCCGACUCUCCGGAGCCCCAGUACGAGGAGACCGCAGAUCUGUCUCACACAAUUGCCAAGUUGCGCUCUUUGCUCAACGAAGCCACGCCCAGGAAUGAAGACAUAUGGUGGGACAGCGCGGAGGAGACGCGAGGCAGGACACACCUCCUCCCCUCCCCCUCCCCCAGGAACGUGGACACCGCAACACUUGCUGACGAAUACGACAUGAGCUUGGAGAGGAAUGCGUCUCCCGGACAGAUUUCAAACAACAUGCAGCGGCUUGACAGGUUGUUCCAGCGCACAGUGACGGGUGUGUUCAAUUCGAUCAAAACGGCGGUCGGGGCGGAGGGCGAGGGCGAGGGGGCGGAGUGCGGGGGAGAGGGCCGCUGGCACUAUGUGUGCACCUCCAUGGAGAUCAGCGUGUGCGGCGCGGUGGCGCGGCUGGUGGGCGCGCGGCGCGCGCUGGCGCACGUGGACGCGGCGCUGGACUCGCUGCAGCAGCUGCCGCCCGCGCGCGCGCCCCACCACGCCGCCGAGGACUUCGAGGAAUGGUGCGCAACGGAAGGCGCGCGGUGGUGCGGCAGCCUGGAGCUGGCCUGCGCACUGGGCCUGGCGCCGCACCACGUCACCUUCCGCCUGGCCUCGCUGCUGCUGGCCGACGUAGCCGAAACGCUGAUAUGUGGCUGGCUGGAAGAACUCACGAUGUGGGUGAGGAAGCAAGUGUUUGAUGUGUUCGAGAGCAUGUCCGAGGCGGGAACCGAACCCGUGGCGAGCGAGGUCAUGCGGGAGCUGAAUGUAGAUGAGACGGUGCAGGUCAUCAUGGAGAAAAUGCCAGAAACGUAUAUAUUCGGAGAAGAAUCGUUGAGACAAGCUUUGCUACUGCUGCUGACAAGUUUUACCAACAAAAACAUUAAUAAGGACGUCACGUUUCGGAUGCUGGAUGUAUUUGCGGCGCAUUUUAAGAAAUCCGCUGGACUGAGGAACCCUUCGUUUGAUAAUAAUUAAUGGAUUAAAUCAAUUAAUUACAGUCGUAGAUACUACUUCAGAGUGUCGGUUUUGAUGGAGAUAGAUAAGCCAAAAGAUAUUUGCGCAUAAGAAUCUUUUUCGAGGGUUGGUAUCCACGUGCGAUUUGCCAAGGAUGAACUAAAUUGAAAAUUUAGUUCUGUUUUUCCUACCUAACCUUGACAUUUUAUGUAUAUUGUUUUUAUUGUCAUAGCGGGCAUUAUCAACCAACUUCAAAAAAGGAGGAUGUUAUAAAUUCAGCUCGAUUUUUUAGCUUUGUUAAAUCAGAACUUUUGACUGGGUGACCCGAUUUUUAUAAUCAUUUUUUUAAGUGAACAACUUUCAAAUAAAAGAGGAU
Molecule: messenger RNA, 3279 nt
Organism: Zerene cesonia (dogface butterfly)
Lineage: Eukaryota; Metazoa; Arthropoda; Insecta; Lepidoptera; Pieridae
Exons: 15
Coding region: 141-2924 (927 amino acids)
Source: RefSeq, a predicted model, not a curated record